This is a messenger RNA of Histoplasma mississippiense, 2379 nucleotides long. RefSeq lists its product as hypothetical. The transcript has 6 exons. Gene Ontology annotation, biological process: DNA repair. The record is from RefSeq and is a predicted model, not a curated record. The coding region runs from base 1 to 2379 and encodes 792 amino acids. Gene Ontology annotation, molecular function: protein binding; protein serine/threonine kinase activity. Lineage: Eukaryota; Fungi; Ascomycota; Eurotiomycetes; Onygenales; Ajellomycetaceae.
AUGCUUUCAACUUCGCUUCACCUACAGCAGUGGGAUAUCCCAGUCAUGUGUUCUCAAAAUCUGGAUCAGUUACAAGAUGCAUGGGAAAGAAUACAAGCUAAGGGAUCGUGGCUGAAGUUUGAGAGUUUCCGGGACGCGUCUUUGAAAUGCGCGAUUUCGCUUUCGAAACUAAUCAAACCCUGCGCUGAACUGGGCGUAUUUAUUGACGCAGCAGCAACAUUUGAUUUGGCAAAUGUGCUUUGGGACCAGGGGGAGAUGACAACCUCAAUCCAGAUGUUACAACAGCUUAGUGAGCAGAACGACCUCCAGAAUCAAUCUAUUGCAGUGAACAAGGCGGAGAUUUUGGCUAGUCUAGGUCGCCAUGUUGCGGAAGCUAGGUUACAAAAGCCGGAUACGAUUAUGCAGGAAUAUCUUCUUCCCGCAAUAAAAGAGUUAAAGGGUAAAUCCGAAGGGGAGGAAGCUGGGCGGGUAUUCCAUGAAUUUGCAGUUUUCUGUGACCAACAACUUCAGAAUCCAGACAGCCUGGAAGAUUUCAGGAGAAUUGAACAAAUUCGUCAUCGAAAAGAGAGAGAAGUAUUAGAUCUCGAGCAAAUGAUAGAGUCGGCAAGAAACAAAGAGAGAGAGUCACUUCUGAUGCACAUAUCCAGAGCGAAACAAUGGUUUGAACUGGAUGACAAAGAGUACCAGCGGCUGAAGGAGAGUCGGGUAUCUUUCCUCCGGCAGUGCCUAGAAAAGUAUCUCCUUUCCUUGAAGGCAUCCGAUAAGUUCAAGAACAAUGUCCUACGGUUCUGUGCUCUCUGGUUAGACAAUUCGGAGAGCGAAGCAGCCAAUGGUUCUGUCGCAAAAUACAUUAACGCUGUGCCCAGUCGGAUGUUUGCGCCAUUGAUGAAUCAAUUAUCGUCGCGUCUGCUUGAUGUUGAGGAUAGUUUCCAGCCGCUGCUAGCAAAUCUCAUUUUCCGGAUUUGCAGGGAACAUCCAUACCACGGAAUGUAUCAGAUAUUUAACAGCAGCAGAUCCACGCGUGGUAGAGACCAUAUGGGCACUUCCCGAUACCGAGCCGCCAAUAGCUUAGUUGACCGUCUGAAAGUAGAUCCAAAGGCGUGUGCUACGUGGCUCACUCUACACAACACAAACGUCAUAUACGUGAGGUUUGCAACGGACAGGCUAGACAAUGGACUAAAGAGCGGUUCAAAGGUUGCACUUAGAAAGACGGUCGCCGGACAACGAUUAGAACAAGACAUCAGAAGACAGCGUAUUCCGCCACCAACCAUGAAAAUUGAUCUCCGGAUUGAUUGCGAUUACAGCCAAAUACCCCGUAUUGUGAGGUAUCUCCCGGAAUUCACUGUCGCAUCUGGUGUCAGUGCUCCCAAAAUCGUCUCCGCUAUCGCUUCAGACGGGCUUUUGUAUAGACAACUCUUUAAGGGAGGGAAUGAUGACUUGCGGCAAGAUGCCAUUAUGGAACAAGUCUUUGAACAAGUCAGUGACUUGUUGCGAGAGAAUCGGGCUACCCAGCAGCGCAACUUAGGCAUCAGAACAUAUAGAGUGCUGCCUCUAACUACGGGUGCGGGAAUCAUCGAAUUUGUGCAAAAUACAAUUCCAUUAACCGACUAUCUAAUGCCCGCCCACCAAAAACAAUUUCCCAAAGAUAUGAAGCCCAACGCCUGUCGGAAGCUUAUCAGCGAUGCGCAACAAAAAUCAUUGGAGAAUAGAGUAAAAGUUUUCCGUGAGGUAAUAAACCAGUUCCACCCGGUCAUGAGGUUCUUCUUUAUGGAGAGGUUCAAAGAGCCAGACGAUUGGUUUAGCAAACGGCUUGCGUACACACGAAGCACCGCUGCCAUUUCCAUGCUGGGUCAUGUGCUCGGCUUGGGCGAUAGACAUGGCCAUAAUAUCCUACUUGAUGAGAAGACGGGUGAAGUAGUCCAUAUCGAUCUAGGAGUAGCCUUUGAACAGGGACGCGUCCUACCAAUCCCCGAGGUGGUGCCUUUCCGUUUGACUCGUGAUCUCGUUGAUGGUAUGGGCGUGACCAAAACAGAGGGAGUUUUCAGGCGAUGCUGCGAAUUCACCCUUGAAGCUCUGCGCCGAGAGUCAUAUAGCAUUAUGACGAUUCUCGACGUUCUUCGUUAUGACCCCCUUUACAGUUGGUCGUUGUCCCCACUGCGUAUCAAAAAAAUGCAAGACACCCAGGAGGCCGCUGAGGGCGCGGCUCACGUCAAUGAAAGCGGCAAGAGCAAGAACCCAAAUGAGCCGAGUGAGGCUGAUCGAGCCUUGACAGUUGUUGCAAAGAAGCUUGGGAAGACGCUUAGUGUCGCCGCUACUGUUAAUGAGUUGAUUCAACAGGCGACAGAUGAACGGAAUCUUGCUCUUCUGUAUUGCGGUUAG